AACGCGAGCAUGUGGAUAAACCCCAUAAACCCCCAAAUCCCAAAAUGAACCGCAGAAGCUAGCAAUGGAACUCUCCAUUACGCACACUCCCAAUCCUCUUCACUGUUUCUCAUCACCACAACUCUUUCCAAACCCCAACGUUUUCACGCUAAGCGCACCGCGUCCCCGCAGAAAGCUUCGGUUCCGAGUUUCGGCCACCGCGGAGCCCGAUGGGGCGUCGUGGUCGCAGUCGCUGCGGCGUGGGUCGCAGCGGUUCUGGAUCAACUUUGGGGAAAUGGUGAAGAAAGAGACGGGUCUUGACUUCCAGAACAGCAGCGUGAAGAACGUAGGCGAGGUUAUGAGCGGAGAUGAAUUGCGAAGGUUUGGGACUCAGUGGGUGUCUAAGUUUGUCGAUUGGAACCGGUGGGAACGCUGGAAGAACAUCAAAGACUGGGAACCUUUGCGAAUUGGCACAUUUGUUCUUUAUAUUUUUGUUGUCACAUUUGCUUGUAGAGGAGCAUAUGUUGCUGUUAAAACACCUUUCCUAAAUCGGCAGAAAAAAGAAUUAGCAGAAGCUUACAUGGAAGUGUUAAUUCCUGAACCAUCCCCUACUAACAUCAGAAGAUUUAAGAAGGGUAUGUGGAAGAGGACCAUGCCAAAAGGCCUAAAAAUGAAAAAGCUUAUUGAAAGACCUGAUGGAACACUUGUUCAUGAUACUUCUUAUGUUGGAGAGGAUGCAUGGGAGGAUGAUCAAGAGGAGCGUGUAAAACAAAUUAUAGAGGAUGAUGAAAGGUUAAACAAAGAAGAGAAGAAGGAACUCACAAAAGGCUUGGGCAUUUCAGGUGAGGUUCAAUUUGAGGGUACAUGGCGUGAAAGACUUCAUAAAUGGAGAGACAUCCUUAGAAAGGAACGUUUUGCCGAACAAUUAGAUUCCUUAAAUGCCAAAUAUGUAGUUGAAUUUGACAUGAAAGAGGUUGAACAGAGUCUUCGGAAGGAUGUAGCAGAGAAGGUGACACCCACUCAGGAUACUAGGGCUCUAUGGAUAGCUAAGAGGUGGUGGCGCUAUCGGCCUAAACUUCCUUAUACUUAUUUCCUCAACAAGCUUGAUAAUUCUGAGGUAGCAGCUGUUGUCUUUACUGAAGAUUUGAAAAAAUUGUAUGUGACAAUGAAAGAAGGUUUUCCAUUGGAAUUUGUCGUUGAUAUCCCUCUCGAUCCUCAUCUGUUUGAGAUUAUUACGAGUUCUGGAGCUGAAGUAGAUCUCCUUCAGAAGCGACAGAUCCAUUAUUUCAUGAAGGUUGUGAUUGCUUUAGUACCUGGAAUACUGAUUCUCUGGCUUAUAAGGGAGUCUGUGAUGCUUCUACAUAUUACUUCCAAGAGGUUUCUUUACAAAAAGUAUAAUCAACUCAUUGAUAUGGCCCGAGCAGAAAAUUUCAUUAUGCCAGUUGGAGACGUUGGUGAAACAAAGUCAAUGUACAAGGAAGUUGUGUUGGGGGGUGACGUUUGGGAUCUUCUUGAUGAAUUAAUGAUCUAUAUGGGAAAUCCUAUGCAGUUCUAUGAAAGGGGUGUGCAGUUUGUUCGGGGUGUUCUACUUUCUGGACCUCCAGGAACUGGAAAAACAUUGUUUGCCAGGACACUUGCAAAAGAAAGUGGAUUACCUUUUGUAUUUGCUUCAGGUGCUGAGUUCACUGAUAGUGAAAGAAGUGGUGCAUCUAGGAUAAAUGAGAUGUUUUCCAUUGCUAGGAGAAAUGCACCUUGUUUUGUAUUUGUAGAUGAAAUAGAUGCUAUUGCUGGAAGACAUGCUAGGAAGGAUCCUCGGAGAAGGGCAACUUUUGAGGCUCUUAUUGCGCAGCUUGAUGGGGAGAAGGAAAAAACUGGAGUUGACCGUGUAUCUCUCAGACAAGCUAUCAUAUUCAUCUGUGCUACAAAUAGGCCAGAUGAAUUAGAUCCCGAGUUUGUUCGUCCUGGUCGUAUUGAUCGUCGACUGUACAUUGGUUUGCCUGAUGCAAAGCAGAGAAUCCAGAUUUUUGGUGUGCACAGUUCUGGAAAGCAAUUGUCCGAGGAUGUGAAUUUUGAUGAGCUUGUCUUCCGUACUGUUGGAUUCUCUGGAGCAGAUAUAAGAAACCUUGUUAAUGAAUCAGCAAUAAUGUCGGUGAGAAAAGGGCAUUCCAAAAUUUUCCAGCAAGAUAUUAUUGAUGUAUUGGAUAAACAACUGCUUGAGGGUAUGGGUGUCCUUCUGACAGAGGAAGAGCAACAAAAAUGUGAACAAAGGGUAUCUCUGGAAAAGAGGAGAUUGCUUGCUGUUCAUGAAGCUGGGCAUGUGGUGCUUGCUCACUUAUUUCCUAGGUUUGAUUGGCAUGCAUUUUCACAGCUCCUGCCUGGGGGCAAGGAAACUGCAAUAUCUGUAUUCUAUCCUCGAGAAGAUAUGGUAGACCAAGGUUAUACAACAUUUGGUUACAUGAUGAUGCAAAUGGUAGUGGCUCAUGGUGGUCGAUGUGCUGAACGUAUUGUAUUUGGUGAUGAUAUAAGUGAUGGAGGAAGCGAUGAUCUUGAAAAGAUAACAAAGAUUGCUAGGGAGAUGGUUAUCAGCCCUCAAAAUAAGAAGUUGGGGUUAAUCGGUUUAACAAAAAGGGUUGGUUUAAUUGAUCGACCAGACAGCCCAGAUGGAGAGUUGAUAAGAUAUAGAUGGGAUGACCCUCAUGUAAUUCCUGCUGACAUGACGCUAGAGGUGUCUGAGCUUUUUACAAGGGAGUUGACUAGGUACAUUGAAGAAACUGAAGAACUUGCAAUGAAUGCUUUAAGGAAUAAUAGGCACAUUUUGGACUUGAUUGCAAAGGAACUACUGGAGAGGUCAAGGGUAACUGGAUUGGAAGUUGAAGAAAAAUUGAAGGAACAUUCUCCCGUAAUGUUUGAGGACUUUGCAAAGCCAUUCCAAAUAAACCCAGACGAGGAGGGACCAUUACCGCAUAAUGAUAGAAUACGAUAUCACUUACCCGACUUAUAUCCUGCCCCUCUCCAUAGAUGUUGACACACUCAGAUGUUCCUGUUACAACCUCAGUCGCCACAGUUAUAAUUGGUGACAGAAAUGAGUUUGAUGCGGUAACUUCUUUAGAGAAAGUCAACCGCAUGCUACUCAUUCAUUGGACAAGAAGGGAAUCAGGAAGAACUCAGUGAAGUAAUGAAUUCUUUAUGACGCUACUCUUGCUCUUCCAUCGGUCGCUGAUACAUCUAAUUUAGUGAAUUCUUUAUGAUGGUAAGCCUUGGACACUUUUUUCCCACAAAAGUUAGUUAGGGUAGGGUAUAUGUUCACUGUCACACUGCUGAAAUUCUUUUUUCAGUUUUUUUGUUUGGAUGAGAAUGAAGAUUUUAGCUCUCAAAAUUUGAAGCUGAAUUCUGUACGCUUGUGAGUAUGAUGCUGACUGAUGAUUAGUGAAAUCUAAGCAUGGACAGGAUAUAACAUUUCACACAAAAGAUAUUGUUCUGAUGAUUAGUGAGAUUGUAGUUUUAAAUUCUUACA
Vigna radiata var. radiata (mung bean) is the source of this 3493-nucleotide messenger RNA. RefSeq names its product ATP-dependent zinc metalloprotease FTSH 12, chloroplastic. Gene Ontology annotation, molecular function: ATP-dependent peptidase activity; ATP binding; metalloendopeptidase activity. NCBI's taxonomy places the organism in Eukaryota, Viridiplantae, Streptophyta, Magnoliopsida, Fabales, Fabaceae. Bases 65 to 3004 code for a protein of 979 amino acids. Gene Ontology annotation, biological process: protein-containing complex assembly; embryo development ending in seed dormancy; mitochondrial protein processing. The record is from RefSeq and is a predicted model, not a curated record. The transcript has 19 exons. Gene Ontology annotation, cellular component: m-AAA complex; chloroplast thylakoid membrane.